Molecule: messenger RNA, 1470 nt
Organism: Wickerhamiella sorbophila
Lineage: Eukaryota; Fungi; Ascomycota; Dipodascomycetes; Dipodascales; Trichomonascaceae
Exons: 1
Coding region: 1-1470 (489 amino acids)
Biological process (GO): fructose 2,6-bisphosphate metabolic process; fructose metabolic process
Cellular component (GO): cytosol
Molecular function (GO): 6-phosphofructo-2-kinase activity; fructose-2,6-bisphosphate 2-phosphatase activity; ATP binding
Source: RefSeq, a predicted model, not a curated record
AUGAACGACGUCGCUCCUGGACAAGUUUAUAAAACGGUUUCGGGGCAUCUUUACCAUGCCGGCAAGAUAUGCCUUGUGAUGGUCGGACUUCCUGGACGGGGUAAAACCAACCAUGCAGUAGCAUUGACAAGGUACUUGCGCUGGCUGGGUAUCCGGGCACAGGCGUUCCAUUUAGCGAAUUAUCGCCGUGCGAUUCUGAGCCCAGACGAAGAAGUGUCUGUGGACUAUUUCAAGCGUGCCAACCCAUCGCAGGACCACUCUGCGUUGAGACAAAAGGUUCUGGAUGCUUGCUUGGACGAUAUUUGGGCAUUCUAUCGUGACGGUGGCCAAGUAGUAAUUUACGACGCUUCGAAUCCUCGUCAAGAAGAUCGUGCCAGAAUCUCAGGACUUUGCAAGGAACACGGUGUUGAGGCCUUGUUCAUUGAGAGCUUGGUUACCAAUGAAGCGUUGUUGGCCCGCAACAUCAACGAAGUACCGCUCACCUCUCCAGAAUACAGCCGGAUGUCUCGUAAUGAGGCCAUGCGACACUUUUUGCGUAUAUUAGAUGUUCGUAUCUCUGAAUACGAACCUCUCACGGAAAAAGAAUUACUUUAUAUCAAGAUCAUCAACGACGGUGAACGUUGCGUUGUCAAUAAUGGACCUUUGGGCUAUCUGCUGAACAGGGUGCUGCUGUUCCUUCUAAAUUCUCGCCGUCAACAAGGUUCUUUCUUCUUUGCUCGAGCGGGCACAACUGGCGUACCUAACGAACCCCUGAGAUCAGAUAACGAUCUCUCCGAGGAAGGAAAAGAGUAUGCCAGAACCCUUGCUAGAACUUUGAUGAACUAUACUUCGUCGAGACAUUUUGACCAGUUGGCUCGUGAAGUGGGCAAAACGUCUUUCGCCCGCUACACUGAUACAAGAAGCUCUUUGAUGCCUAGCAGAUCGGGAUCAGGAUUGUCGACGCCUGCGCUCUCUCAGCCCGAAACCCCAACCUAUGCACCACUCAUUGUUUGGACCUCAACUAGAUCAAAGACAAUUCAAACUUCAAAACCAUUCGUUGAUGCUGGAAUUCCCACCAGCCACGAUCCGUUACUGAAUCAACUAAAUGCUGGCGAGGCCGGAAAGUACUCGCGUGCAGAAUUCAAAGAGAAGACACUAGAAGCACAAAAAGAUCCUUAUCACCAUCGUUACGCUAGUGGCGAGUCUUACCAAGACGUUGCUAUUAGACUUGAACCUGUGAUCAUGGAACUAGAACGAGUACAGGGUGAUUUACUCAUUAUCGCUCACGAAAGUGUUCUGCGCGUUCUCUUUGGUUAUUUAAUGAAUUCCUCAACGGAGGAUAUUCCCAGCUUGCAAUUCCCGGCCUCUGAAAUUGUCGAAAUUGUCGCACAUGGGCAUCGCAAAUCUUGUAAUAGAAUCCCUAUUCCCGGUGCAUCGGCGGACGGUGGUGUUAAAAUCACACCACACCAACCCAUCAAAAGCAUUGUAUGA